CCGCCCUGUUCUCUUCCCCUCUCGCCCAUCACCAUAGCCUCGCCUCGCUCGCUCCGUUUAUUUUACUUUUCUCCCGUCUCGCCUCCGAGCUGCUGUUAUAUCCUCCGCCCGCUUUCCUCUCCUCUCCCUCAUAGCCCUAUCCCCUCCCCCUCCCCUCCUCCUAGAUGCUGCCAGCCGCGGCCUGACCUGAGUCACCGUCUCCACGCCCCUCCCCGUCUCCCGUUCUUCGCUGCCGCGGGGGUGUGCCUUCCCGGAGCGCCAAGCACAGCAGCAGCUUCCCUCAUUGUGCAGAUGAUGGGUUGCUUCACUGUUCUCAGAUCAAAGAAGAAGAAGAGUCCUCUUGUUCCGACCAAGAAAUCGGCUGAUGCAAGGGAAAGCACGUCCUCAAGGCUCCCAGACCCAGAAGCUCAUGUGCCAUCGUUACAAUCUGCUCCUCCUAGUUUUAGGAACAAGGCCAAAAUCCACCAAUCGGCAAAGAAAGUUUCUUACAGCAGAGCACGUGUGCUGUCUGCUCCUUCCAGCCUAGUUGUGGUUGAUCAGGAUGGCCUUCCAUAUGACGAGUUCGAUGAUCAAGAUGACUCCAGGGGCAAGGGAAGUUCUAUAAAGGGCCACCGUUUCUCUAAUCCACUGCCCCUUCCUCUCCCGUCACCGGAAGAAAGAUCAUUCAGGAACUUUGGUAGCUUCAAAGCCAUUAAUGCAAGUGGGCCACUCGAUGCUUCAGGCCCUCUCCCACUUCCUCCAAAGAAGUGUGACGGGCUUAAGAAUUUCUCAUAUGAGGAGGUUUCAUCAGCAUGCCAAUGGUUUUCUGGUGACAAUUGUGUCUCUGAAACUUUGACAUCAACAUCAUACAAGGCGUCCUUUAGUGAUGAUUUUACUGACCUAAAGACCAUUGAAGCAAUAGUAGCUCGACUGCUCCCCUCCACUCAGAGUUUGAAGGAGUUUAAAACACAAGUGAAUACAUUGGCAUCACUUCAGCAUCCCAACUUAUGUAAGCUAAUUGGCUUUCAUGCGAGAGAAGAAUCAAAUGUAAGGAUGUUGGUCUAUGAGCGACUCCAUCAUGGCAGCUUAGAUAAACUACUCUUUGGAAGAUCGGAUGGUCGUUUCAUGGACUGGUCAGCACGUUUGAAGGUUGCUCUUGGUGCUGCUAGAGGUCUGGCUUUCCUACAUGAUGAAGGGCCUUUUCAGGCCAUGUAUAAUGACUUCUCAACUUCAAACAUCCAAAUUGACAAAGAUUUCACUGCAAAGCUAUCAGGAUAUGGAUGUGUUGGAUUCAAUACCGAGGAGGAGAUAUCAAAUGCAUCUGUGGCUGCUGCAAACCUCUCAGUAGAAACCUUGGAGAAAGGUGUACUGACUCCCAAGAGCAAUGUAUGGUGUUUUGGAGUUGUCCUCCUGGAGCUAAUAACAGGAAGGAAGAACCUUGAUGUCCGUUCCUCAAAAGAAGAACGCAAUAUUGUCAAGUGGAGUAGGCCUUUCCUCACUGAUGAUAGUCGCCUAUCCCUAAUCAUGGACUCCCGUAUAAAAGGACGCUUCCCUACUAAGGCUGCUCGGAUUGUAGCAGAUAUUAUACUGAGAUGCCUUAAUAUAGAUCCAUCAGAGAGGCCUACCAUGAGGGCCGUCGUGGAGUCCCUAGCAAGCGUCCAAGACAUAAAGGUUCCAUGUCGAUAUCCUUUGCAAGAGCCAUCUGCUGCCCCAAGAAAGGUGAUGUUAAAAUCAACAAGUCUCAAUGGCAUCGUUCAUCAGCAUCCAGCCAUAACAUUCUCACCAUCGCCUCCUUCCCGAAACCAACAUUUGCUCUCGCCAAGAUCAUCCACAUCUGCACUGCUUCCUCCAAGGACCAGCUGUGGUUUGGAUGACCCCAAAGUAAGCUCUAUCAAGAAAUUGCCUUCCCCUGUUCUACGGAGAUCUGGUGUUGAGGGUUUUUGAUUGUCCAUAUUAUUUUGCCUCUUCUCUUCACUCUGAUUUGUUUGUUAUUUUUCUAGACUAGUGGUUUUAGUGUAAUCUGAUAUAUUGCAAGACAAAAUGGCCUUAUGGACUCCCUUCAGUAGUAGCUAAGAAGGGCAGGGUGAAUUGUAGAUAGAACCAGGUUGUAGAUACUUUUCGUUUUCUAAUUGGAUGGCAGCAGCGUGUUGAGUGCGCCUUGUAAA
Messenger RNA from Oryza brachyantha (malo sina), 2144 nucleotides. Its product is annotated as probable serine/threonine-protein kinase PBL1. Bases 292 to 1923 code for a protein of 543 amino acids. The transcript is spliced from 5 exons. Gene Ontology annotation, biological process: protein phosphorylation. The record is from RefSeq and is a predicted model, not a curated record. Gene Ontology annotation, molecular function: ATP binding; protein kinase activity. NCBI's taxonomy places the organism in Eukaryota, Viridiplantae, Streptophyta, Magnoliopsida, Poales, Poaceae.